Messenger RNA from Balearica regulorum gibbericeps (East African grey crowned-crane), 252 nucleotides. Lineage: Eukaryota; Metazoa; Chordata; Aves; Gruiformes; Gruidae. The record is from RefSeq and is a predicted model, not a curated record.
GCCACAGCAACAGACCAGGUGGUUGGAUUCGGCUUGGUUGCCUUCCGCCUCGUUCUCUUUGUUUACUACACGCUCUGGAUCAUCGUACUGCCCUUCAUCGACAGUGACCAUGGGAUCCACCGGUACUUCUUGCCUAGGGAAUAUGCAGUUAUCAUCCCCAUAGUGGCCGGUCUGCUGCUGGUGCUAUUUAUAGGCAUUUUUAUAAUGGUUGUAAUGUGGAAGAGCAGGAAACCUGCCAAGAAAUCGGACUGA